Molecule: messenger RNA, 692 nt
Organism: Ahaetulla prasina
Lineage: Eukaryota; Metazoa; Chordata; Lepidosauria; Squamata; Colubridae
Gene: CENPM
Product: centromere protein M
Exons: 6
Coding region: 130-678 (182 amino acids)
Source: RefSeq, a predicted model, not a curated record
CAUGCGCAGUUCCGGAAUCCAUCUUCCAGCCUCGUCUUCUGACCGCCCGCAGGCGGCGAUAUAUGACGUCACGGCGACGCUAGUCGGCGGUAGUUUGAAAAAGAGAAUGCGCUUUUCUUAAUUGUGAUAAUGUCGACGUUGAGUGCCUUUGGCAAACUCCCAAUACUUAAUUCUUCGACCAUUUUGUUGGUGGGAACAAAUGAUGUUUUCCAGCAGCAAUUAGCAGAAACUAUACUUAAGGAAAAGCAAGAUUUGAAAAUAAAUAUCCAUUUGGCAGCCUCUCUUCCUUUACCUGUGGAGAGAAACCACAUUCGACCAAGGAUUGAUUUGAUUGUCUUUAUGAUUAAUGUUCAAAGCAAAUACAGUUUUGAAGAUAUAGAAGCUUCCCUUAUAUAUGUAGAAGCAAACUUUUUCCUUGGAAAAGUGUGCCUUCUGGUUACUGGUGUAGGUAGAAUGAAUAAAAUCAGUGUGGAUAUGGAUGCUGUCUGGAAGCUAGCAGAUCGUUACUGUAGCCCUGUCUUGUUCUGUGAACUUGAAUGUGAAAAAGUCAGAACUGUCACAGCUCAGAGACUUCUCCGGAUGUUACAAAUAUGCGCUGGUCAUGUAUUGGGGAUGUCUUCCCUUUCGUUCAGUUCUUUAAUGAAAUGCUCCAUUGAGGAUUCAAGUUUUUUGGCAUAAAACAUUUUCCAGUA